CGUGAAGAUGUGUACUCGUACGAGUAUGAAGAUGGCCCAGGCCCCAACACCCAGAAUCUGGCCUUUGAUCUCAAAAACGGAUUUAACACCCCCUGGAAUGCGAAAAUUCUCGAUAUUCUCCUUGAAGAAUUGAAAAAGAGGAGUGUAGAAGAGGAGUGGCCGUUCCGGAGGUCGGAUGCCUAUUAUAAGGCAAUACUCGAAGAUCGCUACAAGCGGAUGCGGAUGGUCUGGAGAGCAGCCCAACCAAAGGUUACAGCAAAGGGCUGCUUGGAGACUGCGGAAGAAGUGGAGGAGAGGUUGAUUGCAAAAAGAGGUGAAAAUCUGAAGUCGGUUCUCCUGGAGCAAGUUAUUGAGCUGAAGAAAGAUGGCGAGGACGACGACCUACCAGCUUGGCAGUGGCUUCAAAAACUAGUCAAGACGCUGGGAGACGGGGGUAUGAGUUCAGAAGAAAGUGAUAUCGAAAACGACGUCGAAUGUGUGCUCCGGGUCAAGAACAUGGCAUGGCAUCGCGGGAUAGAGCGAGAACUGAAUAUCAUCAAUAAUCAGAGAGUCUUGGAUGAUGAAAUUUUC
This is a messenger RNA of Suillus paluster, 570 nucleotides long. RefSeq lists its product as uncharacterized. The transcript is spliced from 2 exons. NCBI's taxonomy places the organism in Eukaryota, Fungi, Basidiomycota, Agaricomycetes, Boletales, Suillaceae. The record is from RefSeq and is a predicted model, not a curated record. The annotation marks the transcript as partial.